AUGGCGCCCCGACACCGGAGGGAGGCUGUGUGAAGCCGGUGGGAACCGGCUGCGGUCGCCCGUCGGGGAGGGAGGACGGAGGGCACGGAGAGCGAGCUGCCGAGUGUGUGCGUGGCGCAGCGAGUGCGGAGCUGAGGGACUCUGCUCCCGGAGGGAAGCUAUGGCGGCCCCGCCCUCCUCGGACGGCACUGGGGGGUGGCGGGGUCGAGUCCCCCGUAGGUGUGCUGGAGGCCUCCGUGUCCUGCCGCGCCCCGGAGCUGCUGGGCGGUGGGCGAAGGCCGCCCUGACGGAUGACUCGCUGGAGGACUGCUUGCUCCCCGCUGGAGUCCUGCUUGCUCCCCGCUGGAGUCCUCAGCGCUCCGGUCCAGCAGCCCGAGUUGGGUGGCGAUGACCAGGAUCGCCGGGGUUAGGGAACCGUUGACCUUCAAGGAUGUGGCUAUCGAUUUUUCUGGAGAGGAAUGGGAAUGCCUGAACUCCGAACAGCAGAAUCUGUAUAAGGAUGUGAUGCUGGAAAACUAUCGGAACCUGCUCUUCUUGGGUCUUGCUGUGUCUAAGCCAUACCUGGUUACCUGUCUGGAGCAAAAGAAAGAGCCCUGGAAUGUAAAGAGGCAAAAGACCUUGAUCUUGUUCCCAGCCGUGUUUCCUCAUUAUAACCAACACUUUUCACCAGAGCAGAACAUAAAGUAUUCAUUCCAGGAACUGAUCGAUGGAAGCCAUAGAAAUGGUGACCUUGACGGUUUGUGCUCCAGAGAAGAAAGGGACCAUAUAGAGGGACGUGAAGUUCCGAAGACGUAUUAUAAUGGGUACAACCCGUUUGUAACAACUGAGAGUAGGAGAAGCUUUACUCCCAGUAGACAGCAAGAACCUGAAAUGGCUCAAGAAAACCCUCAGGCCCUGCCUGUUGCUUGUGAACAGCCGUGUGCUUCUGUCAGUGAACAUCAGAGUCAGUUUUUGAAAUACACUUCUUCUUUCAAAGAUAGUUUGGGAAAUGCAGAGAGGGGUCUAGCCCAUUCUUCAGUUACUGACUUCAGCAAUUUCAAAUGCAGCUUUGGGUUAAGUUUUCAUUCAAACCUUUUUGUUGAUGGGGAACUUAAAAAUAAAGAAAAAAUUUCUAAAUGUAAUCAAUUUGAGAGCUCCAUUAUGAAAAAUUCCUUAAUAUAUAAUCAACAAUUAGGUCUUUCAUGUGCCAAAACACACAAUUUCCAUAAACACGACAGGUUCUUUACACAUCCAGUAUCACCUAAUCAAAAUUCAAGUACAGAUAUUUUAGAAAUCCAGUAUAUAUGCAAAGAAAACAGGAAGGCCUUUACUGAGGAGUCUACCUUAAAUAAUCACCAGGGCCCAUUUAUUGGAGAGACAGUAUAUCAGUGCAAUGGAAAUGACAGUGACUUAAUCCAUGAGCCAAAUCCUGCGGAUCAGCAGUCUGCUCAUUUCCCAAAGGACUUUUACAAAUGCUACAAAUGUGACACCAUCUUUCAUCAAUACUCAGAACUUAUCAUCCACCAGUAUAUCCAUAUUCAAGAUCAGAUUUCCAAGGGUAUGGAUUGUAACACAGCUUUCAAUAAAAAUUCCAGCCUUCCUAGAAAUCAUACCGGAGAAAAACCCUACAAAUGUAAGGAAUGCGGCAAAGCCUUUACCUAUUGUUCCAGCCUUAGACAGCAUCAUAGGAUUCAUUCUGGUGUCAAACAUCACAAAUGUAAAGAAUGUGGCAAAGCCUUCUACCAUAAGUCACUCCUUACGCAACACCAGAGCAUCCAUGCCGGGAAGAAGCCCUACUGCUGUAAAUUUUGUGGCAAAGCAUUUAAUCAGAGAUCAACUGUCACUCAACACCAGAGGAUUCAUACUGGAGAGCGGCCCUACCAUUGUAAAGACUGUGGCAAAGCUUUUCAUCAGAGGUCAAGCCUUAGCCUACACCAGAGAGUUCACACUGGAGAGAAACCCUACAAAUGCAAAGAAUGCGGCAAAGCCUUCAACCGUAAUUCACUCCUUACUCAACACCAGAGGAUUCAUACUGGUGAGAAGCCCUACCAUUGCAAAGAUUGUGGCAAAGCGUUUAAUAAAAAAUCAAGCCUUACUCAACACCAGAGAAUUCAUACCGGAGAGAAACCCUAUUCUUGUAAAGAUUGUGGCAAAGCUUUUAAUCAAAGAUCAAGCCUCAGCCUGCACCAGAGAGGUCACACUGGAGAGAAACCCAAUAAAUGUAACGAAUGUGGCAAAGCCUUUAACCGUGUGUUUUUCCUUACUCAACACCAGAAAAUUCAUACUGGAGAGAAGGCUUACCACUGUAAGGACUGUGGCAAAGCUUUUAAACAGCGCUCCAGCCUCACUCAGCACCAGAGAGUUCAUACCGGGGACAAGCCCUACCACUGUAAGCACUGUGGCAAGGCGUUCACUCAGAGGUCAAGCUUUACUCGGCACCAGAGAAUCCACACUGGAGAGAAGCCCUACAAGUGCCAAGAUUGUGACAAAGCUUUCAGCCGCAACCUGCUUCUAAUCCAACACCAGAGAAUCCACACCGGAGAGAAACCGUACCACUGCCAAGACUGUGGCAGAGCGUUUAAUCAAAGAUCGAGCCUCACUCAGCACCAGAGGGUUCAUACUGGGGACAAGCCCUUCUGUUGUAAAGACUGUGGCAAGGCGUUCACUCAGAGGUCAAGCUUCAACCGACACCAGAGAAUCCACACCGGAGAGAAGCCGUACAAGUGCCAAGGGUGUGAGAGCACCUUCAGCUGCAGCUCCCGCCUCGCUGAGCACCAGUGCACUUCCUUAGGCAGCUGCUUCCAAGACACAAAGUUCCUCCAAUAUAUGUGAGUUUACUGUUCUGUUACAGCCAGCUCGCAGACCGUUGAUUCAUUGUUAAACAUGUGCUGUGUUUUAUAUAAAAGGUACUUCUUUCUGUUGUUGCAAUACCUUACUGGAUUCCCAGAAUCACUUUCUGGUUUAAAUGAGUAAUAGUUUUCUUUCUUGUCAUUUUGUCAACUAGUUCUGUGUUAAUUGCACUCUCAGAUGUAUUUCCCAUAGUGUAAACAUGAAACAUAUAUGCUGUUACACGGAAAAACCCUAUCUGGAAAAAACAAAAAAAAAUACAUUGUCCAAUGUAUACAUAAAACUGUCCACCAGACUUCACACUAGAGUAGUGUUUGGCGGGCACCAUUCAGAAUCUCCCUGUGACUUACAGCCCCAUCUCUAAACUGUGUAGCAUGGAGCUUGGCUGUCUCCUCCAGUCGUGUUGAUCAUCUCUUCUAUGGCAAAGUUAAGAUGAUAUCAUCCAGUAUAGAGCUGCUGCAUGCUGGUUCCACACUUCUAUAAAAUUGAAUUGCACUGGGGAAGGGCUGUUGUGUAACAGCAUGCGUGUGGGAGUCAGCGGGUAGCACUCAGUCCUCCAUUUUGUUUUUGGGGCUGGAACUCGGCUCGGCUCCUCAGGCUUGUCUGCAAGCUCCUUCUCUGAGUCAUCUCCGUGGUGCGACUUCAGGGUCUAGGGUUUCUCUGACUCCACUAGAACCGCCUGCAUGGCGCGGAGCCCUGCUGACGUCCACCCUGCCAUAUGAGAAAGGCAAGCAGGCCACCUACAGCUUCAGCACAGGGCUUAUCAUCCUCCUGCGGUUUGAAGACGUGACCAUACUUAAACAUGAGGACGUACAGAAAAUGUAGGGAAACAUUUUUAUGCUGAGAUUUCAAAACCGACCCCUAGAGCUAAAGGCCUUUUGGGGUAGUCUUUCGUGUUCUCCAGAUCAUGUCUAGUUACGUGUCGCUGCUAGAAGGCUGUGUGUCAGUGUCCUGGUGAUGAGUGCGGAAUCUGUACGGGAAAUAGUGGCAGCACACUGGAUCUGAUCAUUAUCAGGAGGGAGAAGAGCUGAGAGGAGUGAAACUUAGACCCCACCUAGCCCAGGGCUGUACACAACUAACUCAGCUAUAGACUGCGAGUGGUGUUUGCCUCGGCCUAUGGAGGACCAGUCCUGUCACACUGUCGAAGGUUUCUAUUGGGGCCAUUUCAUUCUCUGUGUUGGCCUAGAGUCCAGGAUCACUGCGAACUGUCUCACCGCACCUAGGACCUGCCAGAUUUUUAGGGCUUCAGAUUUUGCACAUUGGUUCAGGCUAACAAUAGGUCAGAAAGUAGUGAGUGAUUCAGAAUUCUUUCACGGAAGCGUUUUUGGUUCUAUGGAGGAAUCAUUCCAGUUUUCUGGUACUCAAAGGAGGAAACCUGUGUCCACCUACAGGCAAAAUACACUCAAUAAAUCAAUUUCUUCACAUAGGUCUCCUUUCCAAGACAACAGCAAGAACAAACACAAAACUGCCAUAGCUGGAAACUUCUAGAGAACGUCAGUGUAAAAUAAGGGGACAGAUAAUUGAACUUAUGAGUUGAUGAACAUGAAGAAGGGAAGGAAUGAUUGACAGAAUUGAAUUUGUUUGGAAAAGAUUGAUUUAUUGUAUUAUACAUUCUGAUGCCCUUCUACAAGGGCAUUUUCUAGAAGGGUUCUUAUUUCUAUUUGUGUUGCUUUUUCCUUGUUGGAGGAUUUGGACGCUAAUAGAACUGUCUUAGAGAAAUUUAAA
Messenger RNA from Myodes glareolus (Bank vole), 4551 nucleotides. Its product is annotated as KRAB domain-containing protein 5-like. The record is from RefSeq and is a predicted model, not a curated record. Gene Ontology annotation, biological process: regulation of DNA-templated transcription. Gene Ontology annotation, cellular component: nucleus. Lineage: Eukaryota; Metazoa; Chordata; Mammalia; Rodentia; Cricetidae.